GCGAUGGAGAGACAAGUGAUUUUGAUUUUACUCUUUGUUCUAACCUUCUCUUAUUCUUUGUCUACGGGAGAACUUAAAGCAGAUCUUGCUGAGGAAAUUGAAGAUUUACUAGAUAGCGUGCAAGAUGAGAGCAACGCAUUGAAAGGAUGCUACGACAAGUCGAAAUAUUGGUGCUUAAAAUUUUCAAAUUACUGCUCUCAUAUUUUUGUGUCAACCUCUUGUCCAAAAACCUGCGGCCGAUGUUCAGAUGGAGGUACCUGGAGCUCAUGGAGUCCUUAUAGUCCAUGCUCUAAAUCAUGCAAUGGCGGUUAUCAGUUCAGAUCUAGGAAAUGUAACAAUGCCUCUUCAGUUCAGGGUAGAAGUGCUUGUUCAGGACCUUCAAUGGAAACGCAGAUUUGCAACCAAUUUGUACCGUGUUCAGUUGGUGCCCCGUUAGCUGCAAUGGAAUCGGCAGAAGGCAGAUGGGCAGCUUGGGGUCCAUACACCACAUGCAGCAAGUCCUGUGGAGGAGGCACGCAAUCAAGAAUACGCAAAUGCGUCGACCCAUCUCGUUCACAUAGUUUAAAGACAUGCAAAGGGGCAUUUAGACAACGUCGCCAGUGCAACCUUAAUCCCUGUUCAGUUGAUGGUGGUUGGGCGUCAUGGGGACCCUAUGGACCAUGCAGCAAAAGCUGUGGUGCAGGAGUGCAAUAUAAAUAUCGGAAAUGCAAGAACCCAGCACCACAACAUGGUGGAAAACGAUGCGCAGGACAUUAUAAGAUGUCUCGUCACUGCAACGCAGGAGUAUGUGCAGUUGAUGGUAACUGGUCUCCAUGGAGUAGUUUUGGAAUGUGCUCCAAGACUUGUGGAGGAGGCCUAAAACACAGGACCCGCCUUUGCAAUAGCCCACCUCCUAGCAAUGGAGGAAAAAGCUGUCAAGGGCCUUCGCGAGAAACGGUAGAUUGCAACACACAUCCAUGCUCAGUUGAUGGUAAUUGGUCUCCAUGGAGUGUUUUCGGACGAUGUUCAAAGACGUGUGGAGGAGGGCUGAAGUACAGAACCCGCAGCUGCGACAGUCCACCACCCAGCAAUAGAGGAAAGAACUGUCCAGGACCAUCUCGGGAGGCGAUGGAUUGCAACACACAUGCCUGCCCUGUGGACGGUAAAUGGUCUCACUGGAGUAGCUUUGGAGGUUGUACAGCAACUUGCGGAGGAGGUUUCAGGUACAGACGUCGGAAAUGUGACCAUCCUGCACCGGCUAAUGGAGGCAAAAAGUGUCCAGGAGCAUCUUUCCAAUCAAUUGGCUGCAAUGUACAAGCUUGUCCAGUUGACGGCCACUGGUCUCCGUGGAGCAGAUACGGAAGGUGCAGCAAGUCAUGUGGAGGAGGUUCUCAACACAGAACCCGGACGUGCAACGAUCCGCCACCAGCAAACGGCGGAGCUCGCUGUAGAGGACCGAGCAAACAAACAAGAAGGUGUAAUUCACAUCCUUGCAAAGUUGAUGGUCACUGGUCUCCUUGGGGUAGGUACAGUAAAUGUAGCAGGUCAUGUGGGGGAGGCUCUCAACACAGAACCCGGACGUGCAACAAUCCGGCACCGGCAAACGGUGGAGCAGGCUGUGGAGGGCCGGGAAAACAAACAAGAAGGUGCAAUUCGCGUCCUUGCAAAGUUGAUGGCCACUGGUCCCCUUGGAGUAAAUAUGGUACAUGCAGCAAGUCUUGUGGGGGAGGCUAUCAAUACAGAACUCGCAAUUGCAACAAUCCGCCUCCAGCAAACGGUGGAGCAGGAUGUCGAGGACCGAGCCGAAGGUCACGACGCUGUAACUCACGUUCUUGUAAAGUGGACGGUCAUUGGUCUCCAUGGAGUGGAUACGGCAGAUGCAGCAAGUCAUGUGGAAGAGGAUAUCAAUACAGAACUCGCAAGUGCAACAAUCCGCCACCAGCAAACGGUGGUAAAAGGUGUAGAGGAUCGAGCAGACGAAAAAGGAGCUGUAAUUCACAUCCUUGUAAAGUUGAGGGCGGUUGGUCUAACUGGGGUCCAUACAGCAAAUGUAGUCGCACGUGUGGGUCGGGAGGCACGCAAACAAGAUAUCGCACGUGCUCCAGCCCGCAUGCUUAUUAUGCAUACGGUGGCUCUUCAUGUCGAGGAUACUCCAAACAAACUAGGAAAUGUGGGAGUAACAUUCCUUGCCGAAAAGUUUGCAGAAAUACACAAAGUCACGGCUAUUGUAGAUGGGUCGUGAUGAGCUACAGAUGUGGUCGGUACUACAAAUAUUGUAGAAAAUCCUGUGGUUCAUGUCGCCACCAUUAAUGCAGAGAAAACAACUCUUUACUAGCGUGGUCUGUGUUUCAAGCAAGAAGUGCAAAGGAAUUUAUGAAUGCUUCGCCGAGGGGCUAGAAGGAGGAAGCUUAUGCCAAUUUCUUGCUUAUUUCAUUAUCAUUGUCAUAAAAGUUUGAUUAAAAAGUGUGUAC
Molecule: messenger RNA, 2450 nt
Organism: Pocillopora verrucosa
Lineage: Eukaryota; Metazoa; Cnidaria; Anthozoa; Scleractinia; Pocilloporidae
Source: RefSeq, a predicted model, not a curated record